Molecule: messenger RNA, 1141 nt
Organism: Spinacia oleracea (spinach)
Lineage: Eukaryota; Viridiplantae; Streptophyta; Magnoliopsida; Caryophyllales; Amaranthaceae
Exons: 5
Coding region: 277-942 (221 amino acids)
Biological process (GO): proteolysis
Cellular component (GO): cytosol
Molecular function (GO): pyroglutamyl-peptidase activity
Source: RefSeq, a predicted model, not a curated record
UCAUCAAUCGCCAAUCACCCACGUUUUGUAGUUGUAUAUAAUUAUUAUUCCAUUCAUUUAAUUUUCUCUCUACUUGGAAUCUCAUCAUCAUAUUAAUCAAAGAAAAAAAUGAAAAAUACCAGAUAAGACUGGUGGUUGUUCUCAAUUAUUUUUAAGCCCAAUUUUUAUCCUCCUUUUCUCUUCAUUAUUGUUCAUACUAUAACACAGGUUAUUGACUAUUGUAGUUCAUAUUGGUGGUAUAAGAUUUGUUAAAAUAGUAUCUGGAUUCUUGGAAAAAUGGGUUCAGAAGGUCCUGCACCAUCAGCAGUAACAGUUCAUGUGACAGGUUUUAAGAAGUUCCAUGGAGUUGCAGAAAAUCCAACAGAGACAAUUGCGCGUAAUCUGAAAGAAUACAUGGAGAAGAAGGGUUUACCAAAAGGGUUAACUCUAGGUAGCUGCAAUGUUCUUGAAACUGCAGGACUCGGGGCAGUUGCUCCUCUUCAUCAGACGCUGCAAUCUGCCAUUAACGGGAAUGAUUCAGAAUUGCCAAAUUCUGGGACUGUUAUUUGGUUGCAUUUAGGAGUUAACAGUGGUGCUAUGCGAUUUGCCAUCGAGAAUCAGGCUGUCAACGAAGCCACUUUUCGCUGCCCUGAUGAAAUGGGAUGGAAACCUCAGAAAGUCCAGAUUAUUCCCACAGAUGGAGAGAUUUCUAGAACAAGAAAGACAAUGCUCCCUGUCGAGGACAUUACAUCAACUUUGGCGAAGAAAGGUUACGAGGUGAUGACAUCGGAAGAUGCAGGGCGGUUUGUUUGUAACUACGUGUACUACCAUUCACUCUGGUUCGCAGAGCAACACGGGACAAAGUCCCUAUUUGUACAUGUUCCCCUUUUCUCUACUAUAAACGAGGAAACCCAGAUGCAGUUUGUAGCUUCCCUAUUGGAGGUACUUGCAUCCUCGCCCUAGCCUAGCCCACACUCUACUAAGUCUACUAGCGAGCAACUCGCUCGACUUGUAUCUUGUCCAGUCAGUGCUUGUGUGAGUAGUUUGAAUUGUUGGCUUUGUAUUUAGAGUGCGGGGGAAAUGGAGGCAUGUUUUCUUACAUGCUGGAGCAAAUCUGUGUUGAAGUUGCAAAUUACAUAAUUGGGUUCUCUUUUUUACCUCA